Messenger RNA from Lates calcarifer (barramundi perch), 4848 nucleotides. Its product is annotated as potassium voltage-gated channel subfamily A member 3. Bases 753 to 2348 code for a protein of 531 amino acids. Gene Ontology annotation, cellular component: voltage-gated potassium channel complex; membrane. Gene Ontology annotation, molecular function: delayed rectifier potassium channel activity; protein binding. NCBI's taxonomy places the organism in Eukaryota, Metazoa, Chordata, Actinopteri, Centropomidae. The transcript is spliced from 3 exons. The record is from RefSeq and is a predicted model, not a curated record. Gene Ontology annotation, biological process: potassium ion transmembrane transport; protein homooligomerization.
UCCCCCGUUUGCUCCUCUUCACUUCAACACGUACUGUCGCCACUUUGGGACGCAGGCAUCAAUUAUUUUAUACUUAGGAUUUAAGAUGGGAUGCCAGCCACUCCAACCGUCACUUCUCCUCACGUUAAUAAGAAAGUUAGACCGACAGAAUUGUGCUCGAUAUCCCAUUUGGAAAUGCAUCUAAUUUUACCACGGCACACCCAAAAUCGUUUCUUGGAUGAACAAAAGAUGCACGCGUAAUGCCCGUGCGUCCUGCCCGAUUGUCUCUCAAAAGUGAGGCUCUGAUAUAUUUAUGAGCCUAUUUGAAAAUGUCCUAUCUGUGGGCAAUGACCUUGUUUCAAAAAGGACACUAUUUGGACUCGCUUAGGAAGUGUGUGUGUGUGUGUGUGUGUGUGUGUGUGUCAGAGAGAGAGAGAGAGAGAGAGAGAGCGUGUCUACAAGACAGAGAGGGGGGCAGAGGGAGGCGGGCACGCCCAAACGAUGGUGUUGAAUGACGCCCGUCUGUUGCUUCUUGUGUAUAUCGGUGCGUCCUGCCAUUGGCGGAGGACAGUGAAAGGUACCCAGCGCUGGCGCGCCGUGGGCGGGUGGAAGGCCUGUUUAUAAACCCAGAUCUCUCCCCGUGGGCGGGAACAGCAACAGUAGGGAGUGAAAGUGAAGCGCAGGGAGAGAGAGAGAGAGAGAGGGGAGACGAGGCUGUGGCGGCGGCUGUGGUUGACCGGGGUACGCGGAGGGGGCGAGGCGGCCGCCCCUGUAUGCGUCUUCAACCGCGCAUGGACGACCACCUCAGCCUCCUGCAAUCACCCCCGCCGAGCGCAACCAAAACCCGUGGCGACAACCUGGUGAACCACGGCUACACCGAGACAGAGGCCGACGUGAUGACGGUCGUGGCGUGUGACAACAUGCUAGAGGAGUCGGCGGCUCUCCCGGGCCACCACUCUCUGGACCGAUACGAACCGGAUCACGAAUGCUGCGAGAGGGUGGUCAUCAACAUCUCAGGGUUACGCUUCGAGACGCAGCUCAAGACUCUCUCCCAGUUUCCAGAGACGCUGCUGGGGGACCCCAAGAAGAGGAUGAGGUACUUUGAUCCUCUCAGGAAUGAGUACUUUUUCGAUCGGAACCGACCCAGCUUUGAUGCCAUCCUGUACUACUAUCAGUCCGGUGGGCGCAUCAGAAGACCCGUUAACGUGCCCAUUGACAUUUUCUCUGAGGAGAUCCGCUUCUAUGAGCUGGGUGAGGAGGCUAUGGAGAAGUUCAGGGAGGAUGAGGGCUUCAUAAAGGAGGAGGAGCGGCCGCUGCCAGAGAAUGAAUUUCAAAGACAGGUGUGGCUGCUUUUUGAAUACCCGGAGAGCUCGGGUCCCGCCCGGGGAAUAGCUAUAGUGUCUGUCCUGGUCAUUCUCAUCUCCAUUGUCAUCUUCUGCUUAGAGACAUUACCGGAGUUCAGGGACGAGAACAGGGACCCGAUCACCAUUGCGCCUGUGAUAAAUGGCACACUCCCAUAUCUCAUCAGCCCCUUCUCAGACCCGUUCUUUGUUGUGGAGACGUUGUGCAUCAUCUGGUUCUCCUUCGAGCUGCUGGUGCGCUUCUUUGCAUGCCCGAGUAAAGCCACGUUCUCCAAAAACAUUAUGAACAUCAUAGACAUUGUGGCCAUCAUCCCCUAUUUCAUCACCCUCGGCACAGAGCUGGCAGAGAGGCAGGGGAACGGACAGCAGGCCAUGUCAUUAGCGAUUCUGCGCGUAAUUAGGCUUGUUCGGGUGUUUCGCAUCUUCAAACUCUCGCGUCACUCCAAGGGGCUUCAGAUUUUAGGACAGACUCUAAAGGCCAGUAUGCGCGAAUUGGGCCUGCUAAUCUUCUUCCUGUUCAUCGGUGUCAUCCUCUUCUCCAGCGCUGUUUAUUUUGCUGAGGCAGACGACCCAGAUUCGGGUUUCAACAGCAUCCCGGACGCGUUCUGGUGGGCUGUUGUCACCAUGACCACCGUGGGCUACGGGGACAUGCACCCCGUGACGAUCGGAGGAAAGAUUGUGGGCUCUCUAUGCGCAAUUGCAGGUGUGCUGACAAUUGCCCUGCCUGUGCCUGUCAUCGUCUCCAAUUUCAACUACUUCUACCACAGAGAGACGGAAGGCGAGGAGCAGGCACAGUACCUGCACGUGGGCAGCUGUCAGCCUCUGGCAGACACAGAGGAUCUGAGGAAGACUCGCUCCUCUUCCUCACUCAGCAAGAGCGAGUACAUGGUGAUAGAGGAGCACGGGAUCAACAGCGCGUUCAAACAGCAGCCCAACUUCCCCACCACCACGCAAAACAACUCGCAGAAUUGCGUGAACAUAAACAAAAAGAUUUUCACCGACGUGUAGCCAAGUUUUAGAGUCACGGCCCCUGAACACGGGAAGGGGGGAGGAAGGAAGGAAGGGAGGGAGGGAGGAUGAGGAUGAGGAUGAGGAGGAGGGGGGUGGGACGUGUCAACACACAGCUGGUUCUGUCGUUGCGCACCAGCGUGUGGAAACCCCGGUAGAUCAGGUGAAAGAAAGAAAGGAAUAAAGAGAGAGAGAGAGAGAGAGAGAGAGAGAGAGCAAACCCUGUCUGUUCAGAGACGCUGCUUUGUGCUCCAUUCAAAGAAUCAGGAUAUUUUCAUUUCAGUGAUCUGAACUCAUAACUCCGUAUGGUUCCAUCCGCACUUGGAGAGAGGGAGAGAGAGAGAGAGAGGGAGCUCCUUAAAGUAUUAGGCCUACUAUUCUUCUCUGAGGGAAGGACUUGACCUGUUGUGCGUUGUGCAAUAGCCGAUAUAUUAUCACAACAGGUAGAAAUAGAAGCUUUGUAACUGUGAAAGUUGAGUGCAAAUGUAUGCUACUCGAAGGACACUCACAUUGUAUUAACAUGCGUUAUGAGUCGUGAUUCGUCAGUCAUAGCCUAUGUAUAAUAUUCAGAAUCAUUUAAAUAUGUGUGUGUGUUUUAAACACAUGUAACGUCUGAAAACACAGUUCAGCAUAUAUUAUCUCAAUUAGACCGUUCUGUGCUAUGCCUUUAUUGUGCGUUAAAGUCUAGUCCAAAUGCUAUUGUCUUUAAAAAAAAAUAAAUAAAUACCCCCCCUACUAUAAUUCCUUAACAUGAACUGUCCUGAUAGGCUAUUUACUGCGUAAACGGCGCCAUGUAAACACAGGGGCCAGCCGACUGUCAUUGUCUCAUUAUCGGUGCAAGACACACACGUGAGAGAGGAGAAACACAGAACUCUUUCGCGCACACAUACAGCGAUCAAAGAUGGAGCGUGCUUCUCUUUGGAUGCCUCAAAUAUAGCCCGCUGUGAUGCAGUCUCCAUGGCGACGGUCGUUUCCUCGGUAACCCCCCAGUCACCGUUGCCAUGGCACCCUUGUUUCCACAGUAACCUCCCAGAUGGCUUGGAAGCUAUAUUGAAGAUUCUCAUCUAAAUAGCUCGUCUCCAGUCUCUAACAAGACUGUUUUUUUUGCCAUCAAAGCUUCGAGCGCGUAAAAAAACAAAACAAACAAACAAAAAAAAACAGUCCAAACACGCCCAGCGCCACUAUCACUAAUCAGCAAGCUCACUAUAGUGACUUUAACACUGACACAAUUGGGAGUAAGUAAAAGGAGGUCUGUUUACAAAUUGCCACCACGAACUGUCCCUCGAAAAUGAGAGAGAGAGAGAGAGAGAAAAGUCACACAACUCGAGAAAGAGGCCAAGCCGGGAAAGGGAAAGGAGUGUCAGCGCGUGAGGAAUUAUGAAUGGACUGGGAGCACAUUGUGUCUGGCUGUCCUGAGUGCGCUACUGCGGGCGCUCAGCAGAGGCUGCUGUUCUCCCACUGAUAAAACAGGUAAAAGUUGUUCCAUUUUUCUGCUCAGACCUCCUGGAACCCCUGAUGACCCCAAUUAGACUGCCUCCCAUUUAGGGGCGCAAUGACCCUGGUCUUUCUGUUAGGCCAGAUGGGCCAAAGUGUUGAGACAGAGCUCCCACUGGAUCAAUUUUUCUUCCCCAGCCCUCAUCCUCCUGACCGGUGUCCUCAAACCUGGACUUCUAACAAGCGGUGCCUAGCAGUUCUCCUCCAGUGGACCACCAUUCAAUCCAAAAAUGCAACAAAAUGCAAUUGCAAGAAAAAAAAAAACAUGAUAUAUUCCACAUACAGUUUUGUAGCCGCAGUUUUACUACUGCUUCUGUUCUGGAGUUAACACACUGUGAGUGUAACCAUCACAGGAUCAAAAAGUGAUUCAGACAGUGACAGAAUUCAGCUUGGACUGUGUGUGUUAUGGACUCUGACAUUUCUCCAUACUGCUUUCUAUCUAAAAUUCAAAAGGACAGCUUCAGGAAAACAGCCAGCAAUUUUGCAAAGCACAUUUCACUCCUGGACUUUACAAGGAUUUCUACAUUCUAUAUCCACGUUUCUGGGAACUGAUAUUCAUUACGGAACAAUAACUGACAGACAGCUUUUGCUUUGAGUCAAAAAGUGGCAAAAACUGACGCCAACCGUGAUUUGCUGAUAUGAAACUGUGAUACAAAUCAAAGACUGUUAGCCAUAUGCCUUUGUUAGCUCUGUGUGCUCUGUAUUGCUAAUAUGUGAAACACACACAUACAUACAUACAAACAUAUGUGUGCUGGUUGCUGCUAUUCCCCUGACCUGCACAUGGAGAACAAUACAAAGGCAUGCACAUUCACACAGACACAGACACACAAACACAAACACGCACACACACAUGUAUACACAUGCCUGUGGAUGGCUCUCUUUUAUCCCAGAGUGCACUGGUGUUUUUUCUUGGGAUGGGGCAGAAUGUUGUCAGGGGAAGGCUGUGUAUGCCAGUAUUUGUUCUGUGUUAUUCUGUGCUGUCUUAAACAUGACCCAUAUAAAGAGA